This is a messenger RNA of Leptosia nina, 1677 nucleotides long. Lineage: Eukaryota; Metazoa; Arthropoda; Insecta; Lepidoptera; Pieridae. The record is from the annotation of a GenBank genome assembly.
AUGAACCAAUUUUACGAUAUAUCUGAUGAAGACUUUGUGCCAUUCCUCAAAGGUUUAGGAGUAGAAACGUAUAACAAAUCAUUCGAAUGGAUCCUGAAUGAUCCAGAUUUUUCUGGGGUUUUAAGGUGGAUUUAUGAGAACAUCGAUGGAAAUAAUGCUUUGAGUGAUCGAGAGGAAUGUAGGUAUGCUGAAUUAGAAAGGACGGGUGGUCUUUUACCUCCGGGGGAACUCGAAGCAGCAUUAAAUGAGUUGCAAGAUGAAUUCAAGGAUAUUUGUUUACCAGGAGACCAAGAAGCACUUGAAGAUGUCAAAAUGGAUAUUAAAAUGGACAAGGAGAGAUUGAGCAUGCUUAAAAGGCAGGAAAUCAUGUUAGAAGAAAUGAUGGAGAAUAAUAUCACAAUAAAAAAAGAGUUAAAUAUAGAAAUUACAAAUCUAAAAGCUGCAGAACAGCAGUACACAGAAGAAGUGAGCACUCUUGGGAAAGACUGUUUACGAAUGUCAAUGGAAGUAGAAUCUAUUACAAAUAAUAUAAUGGGCAUCAUUGCUGAAACUCUGGAGACAUUUUAUAAUUGUCAGCAGGACAAGGAUACUGCAAAUAAAUUCUUAGCAUUCGGCCCUUUUGAACAGUAUAAUCAGUCGCAAUCCUUGUUUCGGUCUCAUUUCGAUUUAUAUUGUUCAAAAAAGUUAAAAAAUACUGAGGGCAUGAUAAAAGAUGAGGAAAUUUUAAAGACUAUUAUCAAGGCGAAGAAUUUAGAAGAGAGGCUAUCAACUGCUAUUCUGGCGUGCGUGGAUAGCACAGCAACUUUGUGCGGAGAGAGAGCGAAGUUAGAUCUUGUCACAAACUAUAAUCAAGUCAAUUACAAUGACUCAGAUAUAUUUGUGAUGGAAAUAAAGAACAAUAUAGAGAUGUUGGAACAAGAAGAGACUCUGAUAGAACAACAGCUGCUGCAUGAAGGCAAACAGCUUGUGCAGAGACGUACUCAAGUUGUGGAGGAGGUUGCUGCAAAGACUGCAUUGGAAGUUAGACUACAAAUCCAAAAUAACCUCAAAUGGCUUUGGAGCAAAACACAAGAGACGUUAGCCCUGGACAGAUUGCUGUACUAUGGCCUGAGAAGAGAACUGGCUUCGAUAGAAGAGAUCUUGCAGUUCGCUUCUCAUUUGAGGAGUUGUGUUAUGCAAGAAGGAGACGCAGUGUUUAGUCGUAUUCAAUCUAUGAAAAGUAUAUGCUACGAACAGGCGCAAGCUGAAGCGAGGUUCCAAGAUAAUGACAGACUCCUGUCAUUUUUAUAUACCAUAUUUGGGAAGAAAUUGGAAGCUAAGUCCUUAGUAGGCCUAUACAAGGAUGUUAAGAAUCAAAUUAAAAUACUAAGGAACGAUGUUAUUGGUGUUAUCAAUGAGAAAGAAAUGGACUUAAAUAAGUUUGAGAAAUCCCAAGCGAGUCUGCGAGCUGCUAUAUGGGACGGCUGCACCCGUGCCGCGAACUGCUACAGCCCUGAAGUCUCUUCGAUGUCACAUGCGCUGCUGCAUGAAAUAGAAGCCGUGGAUGCUGUAGUGAAAUCGACUACGGCACAAUUUGCUUCCGUCAAGAAUGGUGACAAGCAGAACCUCAGAAAACUGUGGCAGUGGUUCCUAACAGAUCAGAACAAGCUUCUUGCUUUAAUACAAAACGUUUACUAG